Messenger RNA from Pyricularia oryzae 70-15, 1212 nucleotides. RefSeq names its product caleosin domain-containing protein. Bases 173 to 922 code for a protein of 249 amino acids. The transcript has 2 exons. Lineage: Eukaryota; Fungi; Ascomycota; Sordariomycetes; Magnaporthales; Pyriculariaceae. The record is from RefSeq and is a predicted model, not a curated record. Gene Ontology annotation, molecular function: calcium ion binding; monooxygenase activity.
CGAGCUAGGCCUUUAUGCCUUCAGGCUGAUAAAAGCACAUGUCGCUGCUCCUGGACGGUCAAGUUUUUUUUUGUAAAUUUGGUAUUUCAUUGCCGCAUCUGACACUUGACAAAGUCUUGCGUUUUACAGCUUGAUAUACUGGCAAACAAACGAACACUAGCAAACAAUCGAAAUGGGAAUGGGCGAUUCUGACACUGCCAACGGCACUGUACGUACGUCAGUUCCGGGGGUUCCUGUCACGAUCGAGCGGAAGCCCUUCGUCCAGGACGAGCAUGAGGACCAGAGGCUGCCCAACGCUGGCACGGCCCGUGUCAACACUGCCGCCUCGUAUGAGCAUCCAAACGGAACGACCGAGGACGGCUAUGCCAGGCGACACAGCCACCAGACGGUGCUGCAGCAGCACUGUGACUUUUUCGACCGGGACCAAGACGGUGUGAUUUGGCCGCAAGACACCUUUGUCGGCUUCUACCGUCUUGGCUUUGGUGUAAUUCUGUCGCUGAUUUCCGUCUUCAUCAUCCACGGCAACUUUUCCUACCCCACGAGUCCAUCCUGGAUUCCGGAUGCUUUCUUCAGGAUCCACCUCGACCGUAUCCACAAGGACAAGCACGGCUCUGAUACGGGCACCUAUGACACCGAGGGGCGGUUCGUGCCGCAGAAGUUUGAGGACAUCUUUGCCAAGUACGCCCCCGGACAGGACAGCCUCACCUGGAGAGAUGUUAUGCAGGUUUUGCACGGCCAGCGGCUGUACGCAGACCCCAUUGGCUGGUUUGCCGCGGUAUUUGAAUGGCUUGCAACGUAUAUUCUACUAUGGCCAGAAGAUGGACACAUGAAGAAGGAUGAUAUCAGGGGAGUCUACGACGGCAGCAUCUUCUAUACCAUCGCUGCCCGUCGGGAGGAACGGGUCAGGCAGAAGAGCAGCUAGUCCUCCUGCCUGAGCCUACUUUGUCCUCCCCCAGCUGAUGCUCGGUUUGAUCCUUGCUAUGUUUUGGUGCAAAGGACAUGUUGGGGAGUUUUCAUCCUCGGCCAUACGUAGCUCUUUGGUUCUGCGUGAGGUACCUACCUACCUACCUACGCAACUACGUUUCCGUAUAGUACCCCACUUUAAUUGAUAUCGACGUAUUUGGUUGCUAUGCAAACGCGAGAUUGGUCGAUUUGGUCAUUUGGUCCCCUUGAUCCAUGUAUGUCCGGCGCGUUCUCGACCGCGCUCUCUCC